Messenger RNA from Coffea eugenioides, 1036 nucleotides. Its product is annotated as soyasaponin III rhamnosyltransferase-like. The record is from RefSeq and is a predicted model, not a curated record. Lineage: Eukaryota; Viridiplantae; Streptophyta; Magnoliopsida; Gentianales; Rubiaceae. Gene Ontology annotation, molecular function: UDP-glycosyltransferase activity.
UGGCUUGAACCAAAGUCGCUGGCCAAAGGCUCCACCACCCCAUAAUAAACCGAUAUUUGGAGUCUGGGAGUCUUAUUUCUGUACAUUUCGUACCCUCCCAUGUAGUUGCUCUGUCUCAGUGGGGCACUGAUGCAUACCUAUGAUCACGGCGCUUGCUCUGAAGACGCAGUCAAUUCAUGUCUUCACCGACGAGUGUUGGAACAAAGUCUUCCAAUGGCUUAACGAGCAAAGUCACAAAUCAGUGGUUUUUGUUGGAUUUGGGAGCGAGUGCAAGCUGAGCAAUGAUCAAAUCCAUGAGAUAGCAUAUGGGCUGGAACUCUCGGGGCUAUCUUUCAUCUGGGCACUGCAAAAAUCGAGCUGGGCGGGGAAUGAAACUGAUGUUCCUUCGGGUUACAGCUCCAGGCUUUCUAGAAAAGGGGUUGUGCACGUUGGGUGGGCACCUCAGAGGGAGAUUUUAGCGCACCCUUCAAUUGGAGGUAGUUUGUUUCACGCCGAGUGGGGUUCCGUGAUUGAGAGCUUGCAAUAUGGGCACUGUCUUGUGGUGUUGCCAUUGAUCCUUGAUCAAGGCCUGAAUGCAAGGUUGGUGGUUGAGCAGGACCUGGUCGUCGAAGUGGAGAGAGGUGAGGAUGGAUCUUUUAGCAAAGAUGAUGUAGCUGAGUCGUUGACACGAGCUAUGGUACCAAAUGAUGGUGGAGGUGGAGGGGAAGCAGCUGCCCUCAGAUCUCGUGUUGCUGAAGCUGCUGCUUUGUUUGGAGAUCAAAAGCUUAAUGACUACUACAUUGAACGAUUUGUGGAGUGGGAUUCAAAAGUAGAUGCCAGUUUACAACUGCUGGAGAAGAUAAGAACAUGCUGGAUUAUGUAUCGACCUUAGAAUCAAUUAGUCGUAUCCUUAAUUUUGAACCAUUGGGCUCUAGUCGAGUGGCUAAGAGCUCUUCUGUGCAGUAAAUCAAGGGUUUAAACCCCUUAGUGCAUUAUGGGUAAUCUUUGUACUUCAUUUCUAAAAAAUAGUAAUGCACUUGUUUAGUUUAAAGAUUCA